This is a messenger RNA of Hyaloscypha bicolor E, 363 nucleotides long. Its product is annotated as autophagic death protein. Gene Ontology annotation, molecular function: phosphatidylethanolamine binding. The transcript is spliced from 3 exons. The record is from RefSeq and is a predicted model, not a curated record. Gene Ontology annotation, cellular component: fungal-type vacuole membrane; cytosol; autophagosome. Lineage: Eukaryota; Fungi; Ascomycota; Leotiomycetes; Helotiales; Hyaloscyphaceae. Bases 1 to 363 code for a protein of 120 amino acids. Gene Ontology annotation, biological process: cellular response to nitrogen starvation; macroautophagy.
AUGCGAUCCAAAUUCAAGGACGAGCACCCCUUCGAGAAGCGCAAGGCUGAAGCCGAACGCAUCCGCCAAAAAUACAGCGACCGCAUCCCCGUCAUCUGCGAGAAGGUCGAGAAGUCCGACAUCGCGACGAUCGACAAGAAGAAGUACCUGGUGCCCGCGGACCUGACCGUCGGUCAGUUCGUCUACGUAAUCCGCAAGCGCAUCAAGCUCUCCCCCGAGAAGGCGAUCUUCAUCUUCGUCGAUGAGGUGCUGCCACCCACCGCCGCGUUGAUGUCGUCCAUUUACGAGGAGCACAAGGACGAGGACGGGUUUCUCUACAUCUCCUACUCCGGGGAAAACACCUUCGGUUUUGAGUCCUUGUAA